This is a messenger RNA of Macroventuria anomochaeta, 1881 nucleotides long. RefSeq names its product glycoside hydrolase family 15 protein. The record is from RefSeq and is a predicted model, not a curated record. Lineage: Eukaryota; Fungi; Ascomycota; Dothideomycetes; Pleosporales; Didymellaceae. Gene Ontology annotation, molecular function: glucan 1,4-alpha-glucosidase activity. The transcript has 3 exons. Bases 95 to 1693 code for a protein of 532 amino acids. Gene Ontology annotation, cellular component: fungal-type vacuole. Gene Ontology annotation, biological process: polysaccharide metabolic process.
UUCUUUCCCUAUUGUUGUAGCAGGUAUGACCUACUGAACUAUUCCUACACCAAGCACACACAUUCUCCGCAGUCGCCUUUGACUUCCAGCGGCCAUGCUACCUAGCGCCCUCCUUCUCGCGUCCUUUGCGUCCUUCGCGCCCUUCGCGCCCUACACAUAUGCCUUCUCGAUACCGCCGUUACCUCACCUCAACUUCCUCGGCAUCGCCGAUGCACAGAAACACCAGCAGCCGCUGCAUGAUACACUCGAUGCGUGGAUACAACAGGAAGAGCGGAUAGCGCUGGACAAGCUGCUGGCGAACGUCUCACCAGGUGGGCGCAACGUCGAAGGACAGGGCGUAGCACCCGGCACAGUAGUCGCAAGUCCAAGUCAGGCCGGGCCAGACUACUGGUAUCAGUGGGUUCGAGAUGCCGCGAUCACCAUGAACACUCUCGUAGACGUAUACGCCGAAGACACAUCCUCUCCACUCGGCGGGAAGCUCUCGAGCAUCCUCGAUGCAUACACAUCCUUGCAGCAGAUGAUCCAACACACCUCUAACCCAUCCGGCACCUUCGAUGACCUCUCAGGCCUCGGCGAGCCCAAGUUUGAGAUCGACGGCACGUCGUUCACAGGUUCCUGGGGACGACCCCAGCGAGACGGUCCAGCCCUACGCGCCCUCACACUCAUCCACUACCUUCACGAAUACAACGCCUCGCACCCUACGCUAUGGACCUCGUCUCGAGCGGACGACUUCUUCGCACCCUUCUACGAGGCAAGUAUGCCACCGACCAGCGUCAUCAAAGCCGACCUAGAGUACGUGAGCCACUACUGGAACCAGUCAGGCUUCGAUCUGUGGGAGGAAGUCGAAGGCCUGCACUUUUUCACGCUUAUGGUCAGCGCGCGGAGUCUGCGUGAGGGCAGCCAGCUUGCACGCGCAUUCGGCGAUCUUGGCGCGGCGGACUGGUAUACACUGCAGGCUGGGUAUAUUGAGAACCUACUCUCCAAGUUCUGGAACAAGCAGAAGGGCCAUCUCGUAGAGACGCUGUGGAGCAAGAGAUCUGGACUUGACUGUGGUCUUCUACUUGGCUCGCUGCACGCUUUGCCGGCUGAUGGCUCGGACGACGAUGCUGUGUAUCCACCAUGGUCUGACAAGAUUCUUGCGUCCCUUCUCGCUUUGACUCGCGAUCAGCGAGAUCGCUUCCCUAUCAACAGCAGCCCUUGGUCCUCGUCCGACGACGAGGAGGUAGACGCAGACGAAGAAGAACCGUUCGAGGGUACAGGGCUUGGUCGCUACCCUGAAGACACGUACAACGGCUAUUCUACUACACACCACGGAAACCCUUGGUUCCUCUGCACAUCCAGCGCUGCCGAAGUCCUUUACCGCACCGCAUCCCAUAUUUCCACCUCGGCGAACCUUAUUAUCUCACCGACGUCUAUGCCAUUCUACACCUCUCUCCUUGCCUCAUCCAGCCUCGACGUCAAUGAAGGCGCCUACGGGCCCAGCGAUGCAUUGUUCCACUCCAUCAUCGAGCGUCUAGGUGCUGUAGGCGAUCAAUUUUUGGCAGUUGUGCGACGACAUGUCGAUGCUGAAGGCAGCAUGAGCGAGCAGUUUGACAAGGAGACCGGGUUCAUGACGGGAGCGCGGGAUCUGACCUGGAGCUAUGGGGCUUUCCUUCAGGCUGUGAGGGCGAGGAAGGUGAUGAAGAGCUUAUGAAAGAUAUUGAAGGGAUCCUCGGGGCUGGUGAGGGAUGAGUUAUGAUGUUAUGAAUUAUGAUUAAGGUGAUCUGGAUGGGGAUGGGCAUCAUCAAUGGUGUUUCUAGUCACUCUCUCAGACGGAUGAAAGCGAAGUGAAGUGGAGGGAUGCACUAAAUCAGACUGGCUACCGAAAGGCAUCGUUAACGA